AUGGUUUUCUCCAAGGCAAACUUACCCAACUUACGCAGACUUUUUGUAGAAGCCAGAACGGAUGCUGAAGAGAGCACGUAUUCGAGGAAUGCUUUCUACAACAUAGUUUUAUUCAUAUCAUCUAUUGCAGUAUUCAGUGUUAUUGCACAACGUGUCAGCAAGAUUCAGACAUGA
Messenger RNA from Sclerotinia sclerotiorum 1980 UF-70, 174 nucleotides. RefSeq lists its product with no specific name. Gene Ontology annotation, biological process: outer mitochondrial membrane organization. NCBI's taxonomy places the organism in Eukaryota, Fungi, Ascomycota, Leotiomycetes, Helotiales, Sclerotiniaceae. The coding region runs from base 1 to 174 and encodes 57 amino acids. The transcript is spliced from 2 exons. The record is from RefSeq and is a predicted model, not a curated record.